GUAUCACACACAUUUCUCGACUUCAUUUGUUCACUCGACAAAUAAUCUCCACAACCAAAAUGUUCAAACUUUUCAUCUUCGCCUGCUUCCUCGCUGUCGCCACUGCCAAGCCCGGAGUCUUGCCGUUGGCAUACACAGCUCCCUUGGCUGCAUACACAGCGCCCGUAGCUGCAGCGUACACAGCUCCAGUAGCAGCAGCGUACACCGCACCAGUGGCCUACCCCGCCUACUCAGCCUACACCGCACCAGUAGCCGCUUACUCCGCCUACACUUACGCGUCACCAUACUCCGCUUACUACCUCCGCCGUUGAUUUUGUAACAUUAAGUGAACUAAUGAAUAAAUGAUUUCAAGCA
Messenger RNA from Nymphalis io (European peacock), 354 nucleotides. RefSeq names its product vitelline membrane protein Vm26Ab-like. Bases 60 to 311 code for a protein of 83 amino acids. Lineage: Eukaryota; Metazoa; Arthropoda; Insecta; Lepidoptera; Nymphalidae. The record is from RefSeq and is a predicted model, not a curated record. The transcript is spliced from 2 exons.